UCCGAAUUUCCAAGCUGCAUGAGAAAAGCAAAGGAGCAACCCCUCACUUAAAAAGAGAAACACAAAAGCUUCACAAAACCCUCCACAAAGAAUAUAAAAUAAAAAUAGAUAGAAGAAUCAUAGCAAGAGAAAGAAUAACAUAAACCACAAAACACAGAGAGAGAGAUAGAGGAAAAAAAAAACAAAAACAAAACGUAACAAGCAAUAAUGUACCGUUUUAGCAACACUGUAAUAGGGUUCUUGAACCUUUUUACCCUCUUGGCCUCAAUCCCCAUCAUCGGCGGAGGCCUAUGGUUGGCGAGGAGCAGCACCACCUGCGAGAGCUUCCUCCAGACGCCGCUCCUCGUCGUCGGCUUUGUCGUCCUCAUCAUCUCCCUUGCAGGCUUCAUCGGCGCGUGUUUUCACGUCGCAUGGGCCUUGUGGGUGUACCUCGUCGUCAUGCUAUUCCUCAUAGCGACCUUCCUGGGGUUGACUGUCUUCGGGUUCGUUGUUACCGGCAAAGGGGGUGGUGUCGAGGUCCCCGGGAGAAUGUACCGGGAAUACCGCCUCGAGGAUUACUCGCCAUGGCUGAGGAACAGGAUCAAGGACCCAAGGUAUUGGAGUACUAUUAGGAGCUGUAUUCUGGGGUCCAAUACUUGUGCCAAGCUUGCCACGUGGACAACUCUGGAUUAUCUUGAGAGGGAUAUGACUCCUAUACAGUCUGGUUGUUGCAAGCCACCAACAACAUGCAACUACAACAUGGCCACAACGGUGGCACAAGACCCCGACUGCUAUCGCUGGAACAACGCUCCGAAUUUGCUAUGCUACGAGUGUGAUUCUUGCAAAGCUGGAGUUCUUGAAGACAUCAGGAGAGAUUGGCACAAACUCUCUGUCCUCAACAUUAUCAUGCUUGUGAUUCUCAUUGGCAUCUAUUCAAUUGGGUGUUGUGCUUUUCAGAACACCAAAAGAGCCGAAACGGAUUACCCGUAUGGCGAAAACCGGAUGAAGAGGGUCCGACCCAGAUGGGACUACUACUGGUGGAGAUGGUGGCAUGACAAAAGAGAGCAGCUUUAUUAGCUGAUCAAGAGCCUUUGUUAUCUUUUAUCAAUUUCUU
Molecule: messenger RNA, 1093 nt
Organism: Morus notabilis
Lineage: Eukaryota; Viridiplantae; Streptophyta; Magnoliopsida; Rosales; Moraceae
Product: tetraspanin-6
Exons: 3
Coding region: 208-1056 (282 amino acids)
Biological process (GO): auxin-activated signaling pathway
Cellular component (GO): plasmodesma; plasma membrane
Source: RefSeq, a predicted model, not a curated record